Messenger RNA from Didymosphaeria variabile, 885 nucleotides. RefSeq lists its product as uncharacterized. The transcript has 3 exons. Lineage: Eukaryota; Fungi; Ascomycota; Dothideomycetes; Pleosporales; Didymosphaeriaceae. The record is from RefSeq and is a predicted model, not a curated record. Bases 1 to 885 code for a protein of 294 amino acids.
AUGCCCAUCGUUAUUCGCCUAGAAUCAUGGCAAGACCCCCUAUGGAUGCUCUUCGCUUCCAAAAUCCGGUACCUCCUUUUCUUCAUCGCCCUAUGGAACCCCAAUGCCACAGACUACACCACCAUCGGCUGGCCGCAGAUCGACCGCGUCGCCUCGCACGCUGAACAUGGCGCCGCUUUCGCCAUCAUCACACGGUUCAGAACUAACAUCAUGGUCUUGGGCGUUGAUGCCGCGAGGGAGCCGUUCCCAAACUGGCAGGCGUGGAUCAAAAACGAGGAUGUGUACAAUGUGUUUAAUGCCUUUCAAAGAGGCGAACUCAAGGCUCGUCUGGAGGGCCACGCUCAAGCAGUUGACAGCGUGGCAAGGAAGUGGAUGGACGAACACGAGAUCACGCUACGCGGGCUCAGAGGCGACGCGGAAAAGAUCGCGAUGCAUGUCCUCAUGUCUGCGGCGUUCCGGAUGGAGUACGAUUUCGACACGGGCGUCGAGAUUGUGGAUCCAGGGCACGAGAUCAGCUUUGGCGAGGCGAUGCACACGUGCAUCAAUUCCUCGUCCAUUAUGCUCGCACCUGUGCCAUUUGCUUAUGAAACGCAGCGCUUCUUCUCCGCCAUUCCGAUGCAUCCCAAAUACACAGGCGACAGGAACCAAAUCCUCAAGCUCAACAGCGUCGACACGAACGUCCCUCCCAAGAAGUUCGUAUCGAUCAACUACAACGCCAUCCACUUCAGUCCGCAGUCUGGGGCUCCCAUGUCAACGAAUCUAGUGCAAGCCGAUGGAUCAAGCGCGAGCCUGGCAAAGAGCAUUUCGCAACGCCUGAUGGGGCGGAGUUUGUGGGCUGGUCGUCUGGACCGAGAGCAUGUCCCGGUAAGAGGUUCAGUCAGGUAG